AUGGCCCCUCGUGAGGAGCUGAUAACCUCAGCUAUUACCUUCCUCCAAGACCCUUCGGUUGCUUCAUCGCCAAUUGAGAAGCGAGUUGCCUUUCUCCAAUCUAAGAACUUGACGCAAGAAGAGGUAGAUCUCGCCUUAUCGCGAGUCGGCGAAGACCCGUCUGCCGCAGCUGCGGCUACCGCUGCCUCGUCCCCAGCGCCCAAAUACUCCUCACAGCCUGUUCCUUAUCGGCAACCUCAACCGCCGCAAGGAUAUGGUUACCCUCCAUAUAAUCAAUGGCAGCCGCCUCCAGAGCCACCCAAAAGAGAUUGGCGUGACUGGUUUAUUAUGGCAACAGUGAUGGGUGGAGUUGGAUACGGGUUAUAUUUCGUCACAAAGCGUUAUAUCUCUCCCUUAAUCGCACCCCCAACCCCUCCCCAGUUGGAGCAAGAUAAGGAGAACAUUGAUGAGCAAUUCUCGCGAGCUUUCACCCUUAUCGAGCAAUUAUCGACCGACACCGCUGCUCUGAAAUCCGCCGAAGAAGCCCGUACCGAGCGCCUGGACGGAGCUCUUAAGGACGUGGAGAGCCUGGUCGCAGACCUCAAGAACUCAUCCCGUCGGAGAGAUGACGAGACUCGUCGCAUCAGCGAUGAAGUCAAGUCAUUGAAGGAUGCCAUCCCCAAGGCUCUUGAAGGAGCCCGGGAAGGCAACGAGAACCGACUGAAGGAGCUUGGCACUGAGCUCAAGAGCUUGAAGACCUUGCUUGGUAACCGUCUCGGUGGAAGUGGAGCCAGCCCUGUGGCCGGCCGAACCGUUGGAUCCACCAACAUUCCCAGCCCUACUCGCCCAGCACCUGAAGAAAGCUCACCUGCUCCCGCCCCAGCUGCUACCAACGGAUUGGCUGCCACAGUGGCUCCGGCCGAGCAAGAACCCACCCAGGCCGCAUCUCCCGCAACCACGAGCCAAACCGCCCCCAACCCUCUCUCGCAGCUUGGUCGCUCCGCCUCCAUUCCUGCCUGGCAGAUGGCCGCGGCGGCCAAUCGGUCCAAGGCCAACUCGCAAUCAAGCGCCCCUGGGACGCCUACAGCUGGCACCGAUGCCCCGGCCAGCCCCGGCCAAGAGCAAACUGCCCCUCCUAGCUAG
This is a messenger RNA of Penicillium salamii, 1122 nucleotides long. NCBI's taxonomy places the organism in Eukaryota, Fungi, Ascomycota, Eurotiomycetes, Eurotiales, Aspergillaceae. The record is from the annotation of a GenBank genome assembly.